Messenger RNA from Daldinia childiae, 1662 nucleotides. RefSeq names its product Choline oxidase. Bases 1 to 1662 code for a protein of 553 amino acids. The record is from RefSeq and is a predicted model, not a curated record. Lineage: Eukaryota; Fungi; Ascomycota; Sordariomycetes; Xylariales; Hypoxylaceae. Gene Ontology annotation, molecular function: flavin adenine dinucleotide binding; oxidoreductase activity, acting on CH-OH group of donors. The transcript is spliced from 2 exons.
AUGACCACUACGCAACUCCCAAUAUCAGAUUCCGACAAGUAUGAUUAUGUAGUUGUUGGUGGGGGUACCGCGGGCUGCGUCGUUGCGGCGAGGUUGGCAGAGUAUCUACCACACAAAAGCAUCCUUCUCAUUGAGGCUGGCCCUAGUGAUUUCAUGGAUGAUCGCGUGCUCGACCUUAAGCAAUGGUUAAAGCUGUUAGGUGGUGAGCUCGACUAUGACUACGGCACUACCGAACAGCCUAUGGGCAAUUCUUAUAUUAGACAUUCGCGAGCUAAGGUUUUGGGAGGCUGCUCUUCGCAUAAUACCUUGAUCUCUUUCAGACCGUUUCAGUAUGACCUGGAUAUCUGGCAGUCAUUGGGAGCACGGGGCUGGACUUUUCCCAUGUUUAUGAAAGCGUUGGAUAGACUGAAGAAUACCAUUCAACCAGUUCAUGCAAGACAUCGCAACCAAUUGUGUCAGGAUUGGGUUGAUUCAUGCAGCUCUGCCCUGAAUAUUCCCGUUAUUGAUGAUUUCAAUAAGCAAGUUUCGCAAACUGGUUCCUUAAAACCUAGCGUCGGAUUCUUUUCAGUGAGCUACAAUCCGGACGACGGAAGACGAUCCAGCGCUUCCGUCGCGUAUAUUCACCCCAUCCUGAGGGGUGAAGAGAAGCGGCCAAACCUGACGAUUCUGACGCAUGCGUGGGUGUCAAAAAUCAACGUUAGCGGAGAUGCUGUUAGUGGAGUAGCUCUGACGUUGAAAGAUGGCUCAUCACGUACUAUCAAGGCGAAGGCUGAGACGAUAUUGAGCGCAGGGGCUGUAGAUACCCCUCGUCUUAUGUUGCUAUCAGGUCUUGGGCCUAAGAAGCAACUGUCAGAUCUUAAUAUCCCCGUCGUCCGCGAUAUCCCGGGCGUCGGUGAGAACCUUCAGGACCACCCCGAAAGUAUUAUCAUGUGGGAGCUAAAGAAGCCCGUGCCGCAAAAUCAGACAACGAUGGAUUCCGACGCGGGAAUCUUCUUGCGUCGCGAAGCACCUGGCGCCGGAGCUAAGAAAUCAGCUGCUAACCCACAAGGUCUUUCUGAUGGAGAUAUUGCGGAUGUCAUGAUGCAUUGCUACCAGAUCCCAUUCACGCUCAACACACUUCGAUUAGGAUAUCCCGAUAUCCCAGACGGCUACGCUUUCUGCAUGACACCGAACAUCCCACGGCCGCGCUCCCGAGGUCGACUAUAUCUUACAUCUGCAGACCCCAAGGUUAAACCGUCGCUUGAUUUCCGGUAUUUCACAGACCCGGAAGGCUACGAUGCGGCUACUUUAGUAUACGGCAUGCGAGCGGCACGCAAGGUAGCAGAGCAAGCGCCGUUCAAAGACUGGAUCAAGAAGGAGAUUGCACCUGGACCAAAAGUUCAAUCAGAUGAGGAUCUUAGCCACUACGCGCGCAAAGCAGCGCACACGGUUUACCACCCAUGCGGAACAACCAGGAUGGGCGACACGACGAAAGAUGAGAUGGCUGUUGUUAACGAGAAGCUAAAAGUUAAAGGACUGAAGAAACUGCGCAUUGUAGAUGCUGGAAUAUUCCCGACUAUUCCUACUAUCAAUCCUAUGUUAACGGUAUUGGGUGUUGCUGAGAGGGCUGCUGAACUGAUUGCCGAAGAAGCUGAAUCCGAAAAGGAGAAGGCCAGGCUAUGA